Messenger RNA from Rotaria sp. Silwood1, 861 nucleotides. Lineage: Eukaryota; Metazoa; Rotifera; Eurotatoria; Philodinida; Philodinidae. The record is from the annotation of a GenBank genome assembly.
AUGUUUUCCAAUUUAUCGAAUGUUAAAAAUGAUACAUUAUCAGUUUGUACAUUUAAUAUUCUAGCACCAUGUUAUAAACGUUUAUCAUCAGAAUAUGAUCGUGAAAGUUCUUAUGAUUCUUUAUGGCAAAAACGUCAUUUAUCAAUAAUAAAUCUUCUUCAAUCAUUUGAAAUUAAUCUUAUUUGUUUACAAGAAUUUUGGUUUAAAAAUCCAUUAUUUAUUCAAUUAUAUAAAUCAAAUUUAUCAUCAAAAUAUUCAUUUUAUACAUUACAACGAACAGGUUUUCUUGAUGAUGGUUUAGCUAUUCUUGUUGAUUCGAAUCAUUUAAAAGUUAUUGAUAUAUAUAAUAUGAAAUUAAAUGAUAUUGGACAUCGUAUUGGACUUUUACUUAAUUUUGAAUUUAAUGGAAAAAAUAUACUUUUAAUUAAUCUUCAUUUAACAUUUCCACAUUAUAGAUUUGAACGUCAAAUAAGAUUAAGACAAAUGAAAAAAUUUCUUGAAUUAAUAUAUAAUUAUCAAGUAUCAAAAAAUAUUUUAAAUCAAUGUUCAAUUAUUAUAUGUGGAGAUUUUAAUUCAACAUAUCAAAAUGAUAAUGUUUAUCAAUUAAUAGAAAAAAAUUUUCAAUCAUCUUAUAAAUUUAUUAAUGGUUACGAACCACAUGUAACACAUUUAACACAUAGAAAUGAACAAUUAGGAGUAGAUUUUAUUUUUUAUAAGUCAAAUAAUCUUCAACCAAUAUCAAGUGAAUUAAUUCCACGUGGUUGUAAUCAUUUAAUAUGGAAUGAUCAUAGUAAAUGGACAUUAAGUGAUCAUCGCGCAAUUUUUACGAUAUUUAAGUACAACAACGGCAACAAUUCAUAA